This is a messenger RNA of Humulus lupulus (European hop), 1522 nucleotides long. RefSeq names its product metacaspase-1-like. The record is from RefSeq and is a predicted model, not a curated record. Gene Ontology annotation, biological process: proteolysis. Gene Ontology annotation, molecular function: cysteine-type endopeptidase activity. Bases 269 to 1360 code for a protein of 363 amino acids. The transcript is spliced from 5 exons. NCBI's taxonomy places the organism in Eukaryota, Viridiplantae, Streptophyta, Magnoliopsida, Rosales, Cannabaceae.
AUGAUUGCGAGUAUAAUAUUUUCCCGCUAGUACUGAUGUUUGGCCGGUAAGAAAAUUUACAGUAAGUCAAAGUCGUCGUCUUCCAUUCACCCAUGGGAUUUUGCUCUUCUUGACCGCUUCCUCUUCCAAAACUCAAACCAAAAUCUCUCUACUCGUUUUCCUCUAUUAUAUAUUAACAUUCUCCAUUGUAAAAUCUGUAUCAUCACCCAUAAAAAGAAAACAACAAAAAACAAAAUCCUUCUCCCGAUCCGACUAAUUUCCUGAAGUCAUGUACUUGCUCGUAGACUGCUCCAACUGCCGUACGCCGCUGCAACUUCCGCCGGGAGCCACUACCAUACGUUGUGCCUUAUGCCGCGCAGUCACGCGCGUAGCUCCGCUACGUACCGCCGCCCCACCGCCGUACUCUGCCGGGCAGCAUCAACGACCUGCUCCGCCGCCGUAUACGAUUCCAUAUCCGUACAAUCGCGUACCUUCGGGGGGGCUUCCGUCGGCACAUGGGCGGAAGCGUGCUCUGAUAUGCGGCGUUUCGUAUAAGAACACGAGGCACGAGCUAAAGGGGUGUAUUAACGAUGCUAAAUGCAUGAAGUAUUUGCUGAUCAACAAGUUCAGCUUCCCUGAGUCGUCAAUUGUCAUGCUUACUGAAGAAGAAACUGAUCCGUACAAACGUCCAACCAAACAGAACAUGAGAAUGGCCAUGUAUUGGCUUGUGCACGGUUGUCAGCCAGGAGACUCCUUGGUAUUCCAUUUCUCUGGCCAUGGAUCCCAACAGAAGGACUACAAUGGAGAUGAGAUCGACGGCUAUGAUGAGACGCUUUGCCCCUUGGAUUAUGAGUCUCAAGGGAUGAUCGUUGAUGAUGAAAUUAAUGCCACAAUCGUGAAGCCUCUUCCUGCCGGUGUCAAGCUUCAUGCGAUUAUAGACGCUUGUCAUAGUGGAACUGUGCUUGAUUUGCCGUUUCUUUGUAGGAUGGACAGAAGUGGGAAGUAUGUUUGGGAGGAUCAUCGGCCUAGGUCAGGGGUUUGGAAGGGAACGAAAGGCGGGGAAGUCAUUUCCUUCAGUGGCUGUGAUGAUAAUCAGACCUCAGCUGAUACCUCAGCUAUGUCCAAGAUUACCUCAACUGGUGCCAUGACUUAUUCUUUCAUCCAAGCCAUCGAGCGUGGACAUGCAACUACAUAUGGGAAUAUGCUAAACUCAAUGCGAUCUACUAUUCGAAACACAGAUAAUGAUCUUGGGGGUGGUAUUGUGACAUCUCUACUCACCAUGCUCUUGUCCGGGGGAAGCCUUUCCGGCGGGUUUAGACAGGAGCCGCAGUUGACUGCCAAUGAACCUUUCGACGUGUAUUCAAAGACUUUCUCUCUUUAAAGUAGUCAAAGUAAUUUCUCCAUUCUUUAAUCAUUAGAUUUGUCAUGGUCAAAAUUUCACACACAUGUUCCUUGAGUUUAUGUAUAGUUCUCGAGAAAAUCUAUUCAUUAAAUAACAUGUGUUGUAUCUUAAAUUUUCUGUAAAAUAAUGAUUUCUAUUGAA